AAUCGUCAAGGUAGAUGUCUGUGACUACAGGGCGGGUUGUUCCUUGAAGUGAAGCUACUUCCCGAAUUGGAGCCACAUCCCAUUUUAUCACGGGCUUCCCUUAGUUCACCUUUAUGGUGACGAUCAAUCAUAUUGCUCUUGCUGCACCAGAGGUACCCUACAGUAGCCUGCUCUACCUCAUGGUAGGGGACCUGGAGCGAUGAAAGACACUAAUAAAGAGGAGGGAGGAGGAACGGGGAAACCGGAGAAGGAUCAGAGCUGGAUCUGCAAGAUCAUUAAGAAGAGAGUGUGUACAACUUUUGUUGAAGAUUCGUCGAGCAAUGGAGCUCUGUGUCAGUGUGGGGGGGCACGGGAGACGCAUACGUCAGUGGCCACGGGGGAUUAUUUCAGCACAGCCAUCGUGAGCCAGUGGGACAGCGCCCAGCACUCGUCUGAGUACCCGACCGACGCCUUUGGGGAACUGGAGUUUGCUGGCGCAGGGAAGAGACACAGUCACUUCCUGCGCUUGUCCUGCGACACCGCCCCAAACACCGUGUACACACUGAUGACCGUUCACUGGGGAAUACCUCAGCCUAACUUGGUGGUGUCAGUGGUGGGCGGACAGGGCAAGGUGAAGGUGAAGCCCUGGGUUCGAGAGGUGCUCAGACAGGGCCUGGUUAAGGCUGCGCAGAGUACUGGCGCAUGGAUAUUGACAGGAGGGUUGCGAGAGGGGGUGGGGAGGUGUGUGGGCGAGGCGGUCAGAGACCAUGGCACCGCUGCCCCCUCACUGACCCAAACCAAGGUCAUCACCCUGGGCAUCACACCCUGGAGCCUGGUACAAAACAGACAGCAACUGGUCAACCCGCAGGGCAGCUUCCCUGCCAGAUACUAUGUGCAGAACACUUCGAGCGACACCUGCUGCCUGGACAACAACUGCCAGGCCUUUCUGCUGGUGGACGACGGCAGCGUGGGGCGCAGGGGGGUGGAAGCCGGCUUCAGGGCCCGUCUGGAGGAGUACAUCUCCAACCAGAAGACGGGCAUCUGGGGCAGCGGAAGCAUUGAGAUUCCUGUCCUGUGUAUGCUGAUAGCCGGAGAGGCAUCCAUGCUAAAGCAAGUGGAGAGUUCUCUUCGGAACUUGACGCCCUGGCUCGUCCUGGAAGGGUCAGGGGGUGCAGCUGACCUCAUCUCUGAGAUUGUGGAUGACCUCUUCUCUGCACCCUCUGUCUCGGCUGCAGUUGAAGGAGAAGAGGAGGACCCCAAUCUUGACCUGAGGGAGCAAGUUAGACAGAGAGUGAAGAAGCACUUUCCCUCUGAGAAAGAAAAAAAGAUUGAGAAACUGACUGAAAUGGGGCUGAAUAUAUGUCAGAAUAGGGAGCUGAUCACCAUCUAUCAUGGUGAGCAGGAGGGACCGGAUGAUUUUGACACCGUACUGCUUAAAGCUCUAGUCCGAGCGAGUAAACAGCGGGAUGCAAAUGACAAAAGCCCUUACACAGAGGAGCUGAAACUCGCUGUGGCCUGGAACCGAGUGGACAUUGCCAAGAGCGAGCUCUUCAAUGGGAAUAUUCAGUGGAAGUACGCUGACUUGGAGGACUCCAUGACAGACGCCUUGGUGAACAACAAGCCCCAGUUUGUGCGGCUCUUCACCGAGAACGGCUUCAACAUCCUGGACUACCUGACGUACGAGCGGCUGGAGAGCCUGUACAGUUCUGUGUCGGACAGCUCCCUGGCCUACACGCUGCUGCACCGCCGUCUGAGCGAGCGGCAGGUCAGCGCGGGGUUGGCGCCCUCCCUCAAUACAGAGGACGAUAUCGCAUCCGGCGAGAACCCCCAGUCUGGACUCAUUAAAGAACGGUCCACUAAGGAAUUCAGUUUGUACGAGGUUUCAAGAGUAUUGUGGGAGAUCUUGGGAGAUGUUUGUCUGCCGUUCUACUUUGGUCCCUUGCAACUGGAUGAUGUUGCUCCCACAAGAAAGUCACUCAAGAAAGUGAACAAGGUUCUUCAGGGCCCGUGUUUGUACCGCAGCAAGUCCUGCCUCCACCCCUGGGCUGCUCUGUUCAUCUGGGCUGUCCUGCAGAACCGCCGAGAGAUGGCCAUCUUCUUCUGGGAGAUGGUAGGUGAGUCUGUGCUGAGCGCGCUCACUGGCUGUAAGAUGCUGAGGGAACUUUCAAAACUGGAAUCGGAGAAUGAGACCAAGCAGUCCAUGAAGGAGCUGGCACAGAAGUUUGAGAACCUGGCACAUGAUGUGUUCAGUCAGUGCUAUCAGAGCAGUGAGAAUCGCUCCUUUACGCUACUCAUCAAGAAGUCAAUGGUUUGGGGCGGUGCUACCGCUCUGCAGAUGGCGACAGCAGGUGAUGCCCGCCUCUUCUUCAGCCAUGAUGGAGUGCAGUCUCUCCUGACUGAGAUCUGGUGGGGAGAUAUGGACAGAAACACAAACAAGUGGAAGCUCAUCUUUACUUUCUUUUGCCCUUUUCUUGUCUAUACCAGACUCAUCAACUACAGGAAGCUCGAUGAGGACGCAAACCAUGAGGAGGUUCCUCCGGCCAAAGAGAUGGAUAGCCUGGAUGGAGAGACCAUCUUCUCUUUCGCUGACAUCAAGCAAACUCUCAGUGAAGACGAACCUGAAGAAUUCACAGAAUUUCAUUCUCUAAGACCGAACAAAGGUGGGAACACCCAUCGGAAGUCUAAGCGCCCAUUUGUGCUAGCCCGAUGGAGACAGUUCUGGUCUGCACCAGUCACUUCUUUUCUAGGAAAUGUGCUGAUGUACUUCCUGUUCCUCUUCCUGUUUGCCUAUGUGCUAUUGGUUGACUUCAAGCCACCACCUCCAGAAGGUCCUUCCACAAUGGAGUUUGUGCUGUACUUCUGGGUCUUCACCAUUGUCUGCGAAGAAAUCCGACAGACCUUCUUUGUGGGGAACAGCCCAUUGCUACAGAGGAUGUGGCUGUACAUUCAGGAUCUGUGGAACAAGUGUGACCUUACAGCCAUCGUAUUAUUCAUCGUCGGCAUGUGCUGCAGAAUGUUCCAGUGGUCCUACGAGAUCGGCCGGGCCGUGCUCUGUCUGGAUUACAUGGUGUUCACCCUCAGACUCAUCCACAUUUUUGCCAUUCACAAGAGAAUGGGCCCCAAGAUUAUUAUUUUGGGGAAAAUGAUCAAAGAUGUGUUCUUCUUCCUUUUCUUCCUGGGGGUGUGGCUAUUGGCAUAUGGAGUGGCCAAUCAGGCGUUGCUGUACUCGUAUGACUCUCGCCCAGACUGGGUCCUGCGCAGGGUGUUCUACCGGCCUUACCUGCACAUUUUCGGACAGAUCCCCCUUGAGGACCUUGAUGCUGCCAAGGCUGGGGAGGUGACCUGCACAGACAACGUGACGCUAAUUGAUGCUGGAGCUGAGCCUUGUAUCAACACUUAUGCCAAUUGGCUGGUGAUCAUUCUGCUGGUGGUCUACCUGCUGGUCACCAACAUCUUGCUUCUCAACCUUCUCAUUGCCAUGUUCAGCUACACGUUCUCCAAGGUACAAGACAACAGCGACAUCUACUGGAAAUUCCAGCGUUACAACCUGAUUGUGGAUUACCACAUGCGCCCCUCCCUGGCUCCCCCCUUUAUCAUUCUAUCCCACCUCCACCUCAUCAUCAAGAGGAAAAUCCGCAAGAUCCCCUCUGUCAAGGUCCGCCACUUCGUGAUGGAGUUAACAGACAAGCGGGCCAACAGGCUGAUGACAUGGGAGGCCAUUCAGAAAGAGAACCUCCUGACCGAACUGAACAAGAGGCAGCGAGGGAGCGACACAGAGAGACUCAAGCGCACAUCUGCCAAGGUGGACAAUGUGCUGAAACAAAUGGCUGAAAUUCGUGACCAUGAUCGCCGAUUGAGAGCACUGGAAUCACAGACGGAUUAUUGCUGUAGUGCCCUCGCUUGGGUGGUGGAGACAUUACAUCAGAGCAACCUGGGCAAGCCAACACGUCCUCCACCUAAACUCAGAGAGCCUCCUCCCUCUUCUUCGAGUUGAUUCCAAAGGAAAACAACCAAAAUUAAUAUAUAGGGUCAGUGAAAGGAAGAGGCAGACUUUUUCACUUUGUUACUGAACCUGUUUUUAUGGCUUUAAAUCCUGAAGGCUGUUUUACUGCUGCUGAUUGUUCACUUUCUGUUUUUAUAUCAGCCUUCACUAUUUGUCAUUUGCUCGUGCUGUACUUUCAUAUUGUUCACUGUUUUCACACAGAUCAGGAAUGAGUGUGGAAAUACAUACAAAUACAAACUUCAGAAAUACAUAGAGAAACAACACUUGAUCUUGCUAGGGAACUCUAGGGCGACUGUCUGGUGUCAUUUUAUUUAAGAAAUGGUUAUGUAAAUUCAAAUUUGUGUGUGUGUGUGUGUAUGUGUGUGAGACCUCCUGUUGUCAUCUCUUUGGAGAGUAAAGGGCACAGUGUGUGGAGGACAAUGUUCUGUUUUGGCUUUAACCUUACAAGGAUGUGUGCUUGCAUGGAUCACACUGGCCGAGGAGAUGAAAUGAAUUGCGUAACCAUGGAUCUUACAGGAGGAAACAAAAUUAACACAGAAGAAAAGCCAUUCCAUCUUAAACUGUUUACUUAAAAUUUUGUUGGAUCUCAUAUAUGUUUCUGAUUGAUGUUUGCUGAAUUAAACGAUCUUGCUUGCUUA
Messenger RNA from Anguilla rostrata (American eel), 4620 nucleotides. Its product is annotated as transient receptor potential cation channel subfamily M member 4-like. Gene Ontology annotation, cellular component: plasma membrane. Gene Ontology annotation, molecular function: ligand-gated calcium channel activity; calcium-activated cation channel activity. Lineage: Eukaryota; Metazoa; Chordata; Actinopteri; Anguilliformes; Anguillidae. The record is from RefSeq and is a predicted model, not a curated record. Gene Ontology annotation, biological process: calcium ion transmembrane transport. Bases 200 to 3973 code for a protein of 1257 amino acids. The transcript is spliced from 28 exons.